Molecule: messenger RNA, 1287 nt
Organism: Condylostylus longicornis
Lineage: Eukaryota; Metazoa; Arthropoda; Insecta; Diptera; Dolichopodidae
Product: PI-PLC X domain-containing protein DDB_G0269228-like
Exons: 4
Coding region: 1-1287 (428 amino acids)
Biological process (GO): lipid metabolic process
Molecular function (GO): phosphoric diester hydrolase activity
Source: RefSeq, a predicted model, not a curated record
AUGCGUGGUAUAGCAAAGAAACAAGUAACAAAUCAACAGCCAAUUGAAAUUAAAAAUGAUCAGAUAUUCUUGAAUGUAAUAAUUAAUGCAAAGACAAGAUCUUUAGAGAUAACCAUUAAAAAUGCACGUUUAAUUGAAGGAGAUCUUAUUGUUGUUACAAAUAGUGAACCAAAGGAAUUUCCAAAGUUAAAUAAUCUUGGAACUAAUUCAGAAAUUAAUUACGAAAAAACACAAAAAUGGAAAGUAAAUGCAGAUACAAUUUUGGGUAAAUAUGAGCCGAAACAAAAAGAUGAUUGGAUAAAAACUAAUUUGAAAUUUAAUUAUGAGGAAUCAGAAAAAAUUGACUCAAAAACAGAAUGCUAUAGUCAUUGGAUUAGUUAUAUUGAUAAGGAUGGUAAUAUUUUAUCUAAAAGCUGUAUACGUGCCUAUCCAACAUGGAUGAAUGAUAUGAAGGAUAGUAUACAAAAUUUUAAUAUGAAACAAAUAUUUAUUCCCGGUUCUCAUGACGCAGGCUCAUAUCGUUUAAAUUUCAAUCCCGAAAAGGAUGAAACUGUAAUAACAAAAUAUUCACUAACACAAGAUGACAACAUCAAGUCACAAUUAAUGCAUGGUAUUAGAUACUUAGACAUAAGAAUGGGUUAUUAUGCUUUCACAAAAGAUAAAUUUUUUAUGGUUCAUGGUAUUACAAAACAGAGACCUUUAAAAGAAGCUUUAGAACAAUUGAAAAAUUUCGUCAUUGAAACAAAUGAAAUAGUAAUUUUUGAUGUCAGAAAGUUUGAACUAGGUUUCCAAAAUAUUGAAGUUCACCGUGAACUUAUAAUGUAUAUAGAGAGCUAUAUUGGAGAAUAUUUAGUUGAUGCUACUCAUUCUUGGGAUAUUACAUUAAACGAAAUUUGGAAUAGUGGAAAAAAUAUUAUUUUGACGUAUGGCGAUUCCAGUAUGAGGAAUGAGUUUCCUAAUAUUUUAUUUAAUAUUGUACAACAUCGAUGGGGUAAUAAAGACGACUGGUCCAGUUUGGAAGAAUAUCUUAGAGGUCUGCACGGACAUUUAACUGCAAGUGCUCAAUCUGAUAUGGCUGAAUUAACUCCGAAUGCAUGGGGUAUUAUAACUGAUAAAUAUGGUGGACUUCGAAAAAUGGCUGAUGACGUUAAUCCAAAAGUAUAUGAAUUAUAUUCAAAACAUUUAGGGUUUACAACAAAUAUUUUAAGUGUUGAUUUUCACCGUGGAAUUGCAGUAACCGAAUUAGCUAUUCACUUUAACCGAUUACGAAAACAUACUCAACAAUAA